UAAUGAAAGUUUCAAAAAGCCCGAACAAAGCAAGGUGAAGGCCGAGAAGUUGUAAAGCACAUUGAAAUUUGGCGCUAUACACAGUACUAUUGUUUAUAUCUUUACAAAGAUGUCGAAGAAAGCAGCGAAAGAUUCCAAAAGAUCCGCAACAUUACAAAAGGUCAAAGAGUUCAAGGACAACUUCAAAGAAGAGGGUGAUCAUUUAGUUCAAGAUGUCUUUCCAGCAAAAAUCUUGGAGUUAGAAGAGUUAUAUCAGAGUAUGACGAUGUCGUGUCUAGCAGAUAUCCAUGUUGACCUGAACAUUCCUGUGCCUGACCCCAUUUUGUUUUCCAACAAUGCAUCUGGAGAUGAGCCUAGUGGCAAGAAAAGGAAAAUAGAAAAUGAUAACCAUAACAAUGUAUCAGGAACACCAGUCAUGAUAUUACCAAAUGGACCUGCUCCCUCAAAUAAGAAACUAGUGGUUCUAGCAGAAAAGUUAAAACCAUUAAUACGAGACCUCAUUGACCACGCAAAUAUGAUGAAGAUGUGGAUAGCCUUUCUUAUUCCAAAAAUAGAAGAUGGGAAUAAUUUUGGUGUGUCAGUUCAGGAGGAGACGAUGGGUGAAGCCAGGCAGGUUGAGACUGAGGCAGCCACUUACCUGGACCAGGUGUCUCGCUACUUCAUCUCCCGUGCAAAACUCAUCUCCAAAGUGGCCAAGUACCCGCAUAUAGAAGACUACCGACAAGCAGUGCGAGAGUUGGACGAGAAAGAGUUUGUGAGUCUGCGAUUAAUCUGCUGUGAGGUCAGGAACCACUACGCAAGCCUUCAUGACCUAGUAUUGAAAAACAUUGACAAGAUCAAGAAACCACGAUCAAUGAAUGCAGAGAAUCUACUUUACUGAGUCUGCCAAUAAUAAAGACACGUCAACCUUUUUCUUGACUAUUUUCUAAAUUUCUUGAUAUGUCUGUUGUAUUCUCUCAAAGUUAUGAGGGGAGAAAAAAUAGAGCCUUUGGUUAUAAAUGCUGUAAAAGAAAAAGUCAUACAGGUGCAGCCAAAUGAAAAGUCACAUGUCUGCUUGCAUUUGUCUGUAUGCAUGGUAAUGUUGUGGUGAAUUUGGUGCUACAUUUUAAUAAGAUAAUAAUUAUUUGACAGCUGCAUAAAAAGGUAACCAAAACAAGAUAUUAUAUAUAAAGUUUUAUGUUACUCAGCAAAGUGUUCAUUAUUGUAUGGAUGUUACAGGGCUCAUUUCAUUUUUCAUAAGUAUUUUUUUCACCAGAGUUUGUGACUUUUGUUCAUCAGGUAUUUAAUCAUUUGUGGCGGCACACACUGUAUACAAGUUUGAAUGUGGCUGACUGACACUGGAGUUAAGGUUUUAAGUUACAUACCUCUUUGUUUUUAAUGCCAAUGUAAUCAUUGGUUUUACUGGGAGUCAGUUUCUUUUUUCUUGGUAUUUUUGACUUGCAUUGAACUCCACUAUUAACUCAUAAAUGUAUGUGUACUUAAAUAUGAGAAUAUAACGUAAAUGUAAACUAUCAUUAUUUUUUUUUUUUAAUUAUUAAAUUUUUUAUUCAAAAUGGCUUGUACAGUUUCAAAAAAUGUAUACCAGUAAAUGUGCCUCAUGAUGUAUGUAAUUAAUGAUGGUCAUUUUUAUUCCUCAAAAUGCUGAAUCCUUAUACAACAUUUCAGAAUAUUGAUGUUGAAUGAGAAGUCUGUAGAAAAACCUUUUAUAAUUUGGACUGUUGAAUAAUGGGAUGGGUCUUGCAAUUCAUUUAUAUCCUCUGGAAAUACUUGCUAAUGGAAUUCUCCAUACAACUCUAACCCUUAGAGCAAGGAAUUUCCUAGAUAUGGUGGAAGCCUUAUCGCAAGUUCUGUUUUUAUGUCAUUUGAAACAUGUGAAAUAAAAAAUAUAAAUGUUACAUGGUAUGUAACUGGUGUAAUGGCAUACAUUUCCAAUGAUUUUACACAGGCAUUUUUUUGUGAUGAUUUUAUUUUUAGUGGUGCAACCUGUUGAGGCAUGUAAAUGGUUGAAUAUCGUGUUUUUUUCAACUUGAUUGAAAAAUCUUCCACCAGAUUUUUUUUUUCAAAUACUAAUGUUGUUUAAAAUCCUUACAAUGUUUUAAGAUUUAGGAUAAGCAAGUACAACCAAUGCAACUGCCCUAAAAGUUUCCUAAAACAAGGAAUUCAUAUAUAGUUAUUUCAGUUAUUAAAUUGGUUUUGUUUUAAUUUUUUUCUCUGGAUUAAAAACAACUUUGAUUAUAUCAUGGUGUCAGUCCUGUCUCUUUGAAAGAGACUGUUGUUUUACCAUUGAAUUACAAUAAAUUAAACAUAAAUUAA
Molecule: messenger RNA, 2313 nt
Organism: Magallana angulata
Lineage: Eukaryota; Metazoa; Mollusca; Bivalvia; Ostreida; Ostreidae
Product: proteasome activator complex subunit 3-like
Exons: 10
Coding region: 110-880 (256 amino acids)
Biological process (GO): regulation of proteasomal protein catabolic process; regulation of G1/S transition of mitotic cell cycle; positive regulation of endopeptidase activity
Cellular component (GO): cytoplasm; proteasome activator complex; nucleoplasm
Molecular function (GO): endopeptidase activator activity
Source: RefSeq, a predicted model, not a curated record